AUCACUUAACUCCUGAUUGAACAAUUCUUCAGUCACAAUGAAACUUAACGUAGCAAUAGUGUUUUUAUUCUGUCAAGAAAUUUUUUGUUACAAUUACACAACUAAAUUCCUUGAUGUUCCUCUUGACCACUUCAGUUUUACGAACAAUGCAACUUUUAAAUUAAAAUAUUUAAUCAAUGAUAGUUUUUGGAUUGAUGAUGGUCCAGUAUUCUUCUAUACGGGUAAUGAGGGGGCUAUUGAGACUUUCGCCGACAAUAUUGGUUUCAUGUACGACAUAGCCCCCAUCUUUAAUGCUCUAAUUGUCUUUGCCGAACACCGUUAUUAUGGGGCUACCCUCCCCUUCGGCAAUGCUUCUUUCACCACCCCCAGUCACUUAGGAUACUUGACUUCAAGUCAAGCCCUUGCUGAUUACGUCUACUUGAUCAACUACCUCCAAACCACCCACCAACGCUCCGAUUACUUGAGUAAAGUCCCUGUGGUGGCUUUCGGGGGCUCCUACGGCGGAAUGUUAGCAGCGUGGCUCAGAAUGAAAUACCCAGCUUCAGUUGUGGGGUCUAUUGCAGCCUCAGCCCCCAUUUGGCAAUUCCAGGGGCUCACCCCGUGUGAGAAUUUCAACCGAAUUGUGACAAAUGUUUAUAAAACAGCAACCGAUAAUGACUGCAGCGCCCCAAUUCAAAAAUCGUGGAAAGCUAUAAGAAACAUCACAGCAAGCGACGAAGGAAAAGGCUGGCUUACAAAAGUAUGGAAAUUGUGCGCACCUCUGAAAACAUCAAAUGAUGUUGAGGAUUUGCUUGAUUGGUUUUCGGAAAUUUUAGUUAACAUAGCAAUGGUUAAUUAUCCAUACCCAACGAAAUUUUUAGCCCCUUUACCCGCGUUUCCCGUCAGGAAUUUUUGUUAUAAAUUGAGUGGGGUGAAAAUAACUGAUGAUAAGUCACUCCUGACUGUCAUUGGUAAUUCUCUUGAAAUUUAUACUAAUUUCACGAAAACUAACAAGUGUAAUAAAAUAAACCAAACAGCGGAGUCUUUGGGUGAAAAUGGUUGGGAUUUCCAAGCUUGCACCGAAAUGAUAAUGCCGAUGUGUUCCGAUGAUAACGACAUGUUUGAGAACCAAUCUUGGGAUUUCAAAAAAUACUCAGCCAAGUGUUACGCUAAAUGGGGGGUGAAACAGACCAACCCCGAAUUGCCAAUUCUGGAAUACGGGGGGAAGGACAUAACAGCUGCUAGUAACAUUGUUUUUAGUAACGGAUUACUCGACCCUUGGUCAAGCGGAGGCGUCUUGAGUAACAUCUCUGCGACAGUUUCCUCCGUUAUCAUCCCUGAAGGGGCCCACCACUUGGAUUUACGCGGAGAGAAUAAAAACGACCCCAAAUCGGUAAUAGAAGCCCGCCAAUUCCACGUCAACAGUAUAAGAAAAUGGCUCGUUGAUUUUUAUUACUCACGCGAUAAAAACUACUUUAAAAAAACGACUUUUUUCAAUAAGAUUACAUACACGCAUGGAAACAAUGUUUAAAGUCAAAAAUUAUUGUAUUUCCUUUUUCCUCAAAUAAAUACUGAUAUAAAUACUG
This is a messenger RNA of Tribolium madens (black flour beetle), 1565 nucleotides long. Its product is annotated as lysosomal Pro-X carboxypeptidase. The transcript is spliced from 2 exons. The record is from RefSeq and is a predicted model, not a curated record. Bases 38 to 1510 code for a protein of 490 amino acids. Gene Ontology annotation, biological process: proteolysis. Gene Ontology annotation, molecular function: dipeptidyl-peptidase activity; serine-type exopeptidase activity. Lineage: Eukaryota; Metazoa; Arthropoda; Insecta; Coleoptera; Tenebrionidae.